GUAUCGUCUGCCAAAAUGAAUAACUCACUAGUAUUGUUGAUUUCAACUGUUGUUUUCGCGUUGGUAUAUGCAAACCCAGGCAAGGAGAUAGAUCAUAUGGACGGCGGUGCAAUGAACAUGACUGAUAUGGAUCCUAGUAACAUGACGGGAGGUCCAAUGAAUGGGCACUCGGCGGAAAAGUCUUCCGAGGAGAAAAAGUCACCUAGAAGUAGUCGUGGAGUUGGUGAAGAUCUCAAAAACGCUGGCAAGGAUGCUAUGAAUACCAUGGAAAACGCUGGGAAAAAUGCAUGGGAUAAGGCUGGAGAGUUGGGAAAAUCUGGUAUUAACACCGUUCAAUCUGCCGGAUCUGCCGUGAAGAAUGGAGCAAAAGACUUGGCGGGAAAAGUGGAUAAGGCUCUGUAAAAAUUUUAUAAUAUUUGUUUGUUUGCAUUUGGUGCAAUUUUAUUGAUUUCCCUGUAAAAUAAAAAAAAUAAAUGAAUGAAUAAUCGACUCAAAA
This is a messenger RNA of Caenorhabditis elegans, 496 nucleotides long. RefSeq names its product Dauer Up-Regulated (gene R08E5.4). NCBI's taxonomy places the organism in Eukaryota, Metazoa, Nematoda, Chromadorea, Rhabditida, Rhabditidae. The coding region runs from base 16 to 402 and encodes 128 amino acids. The transcript has 3 exons. The record is from RefSeq and is marked reviewed.